UCGCCAACAAUCGCCUUGCUUCUUUUCUCAUGCAAUCGAUGGUGUAAAUAUUACGGAAUGAUUUCAAUGUAUAAACGACGAUUUUUUACAAUUUAAUCACAAGAAUGUGGAAAGGAAACAUGAUAAUUGUGCUAUGCCUAAUUUUGGUGCUGGCGUCCUCGAAUGGCUUUUUCGCAGCUGCAGAAAAGGAUGACAAGACCAAGCUAAGUGUUCCUUACGCACAAGCAGAUGAUAUAAUACUGGUAUCGACGCUAAAUGGUGGACUAUAUGCAGUUAAAGCAUCAGUUGGACAAAAUUCCUGGUCAAUUCAAGAUGGUAAGAAAACAGACUCCUGGAUGGGGAUAGACUUGGUUGAGGGCGUGAAGCAGUCUGUGAUGAGUACAGAGGUGGAGGAGAUUUCUUGUCCGUCCUCGAAUGCAAACACUCUAUAUAUUGGCAGGACCGAGUUCAUCGUCACUGUCUUUGAUAGCGAGACCAAAGAAAAACUGUGGAACGUAACUUAUUUAGAUUAUUCAGCACAUGUGGCCACAGACAACACAGACUAUGGUCUAACAUAUUUCACAUCAGUCACCGAGGGCUCACUAGUUGUUCUAGACAAUCACAAUGGUGCGCUGUUGUGGGAAGGUAUCUAUGACUCACCUGUCGUUGGCCUGUAUACCCCAAGACACGACGGCUUGACCAAAGUCCCAUUUACACCAGUUGCCCCAAGUACCUUAGCUCACCUCCAAGGUGGAAGUAGGGAAUUCCCCUUAUGGCGGGAGAGACUUCUAGAGUUUAGCAGAACACAAAAUGAACAAGAUCAUCUGUUGCCUACUUUGUUUAUUGGAGAGCAUAGCUAUGGUGUGUACGCCUUGCCAGCAAUGGUAGCCAAAGGAAGUGUUCCAGUCAUGAUGACAAGUCUACCACAGUUAGAAGGCCCCGGUGUCCAUGACACAAUUGCUAGUGUAUUGACAGUGGAUGUAGACUUACCCAACCCACUAGAUCUGAAGCUUGAACCAGUUAAGACAUUAUUACUUGGAUACCAUGAAGUGCCAAAAGAUUCUGGAAUAACAAUAAGUCAAGAUCAGAAACCCAAGCCUGAUGUGAUCGUCUCCACUACUACUGUAAUGCCAGAGCAGGUGCAGCACCCACAGGCAGUGGCCAACAAUAAUCUACCACACAAGAAGCCUAGCAAUGUGGACAUUCCCAAUCAAUCAGCUAAGCCUGGAUUUGAAGAUGUCUACCAGUCCAGUAGUUAUAGACAACCCCAUAAAGCACCUGGCAGUGAAUCAUACCAGUUUGGGCUGAGUGACUCUGCCUUCAUGGGCGGCAUUGUGACCUUAGUAAUCGGCCUUGCCUUGAUUGUAUAUUGUUUACCAAGGCCACUCAUCAUUGUGUCUCAGCAACCACGUUCAGCCCAGACUUCCACAGGGUCAUUGCAGGGUUCAGCAGAGGACAAAGAUGCCAUACCAAAAGGCUUUGUUAAAGUGGGAAAGAUUUUGUUCAAUCCUAAAGACGUUCUAGGACAAGGUUGUGAAGGAACUUUUGUCUUCAGGGGUCGAUUUGAUAACCGUGAUGUCGCAGUGAAGAGGAUCUUACCAGAAUGUUUCAGUUUUGCAGAUAGAGAAGUAGAUUUACUACGAGAAUCAGAUGAGCACCCAGGGGUCAUCAGAUACUUCUGUAUGGAGGAAGAUCUUCAGUUUCGUUACAUUGCCCUUGAGCUGUGUGCAGCCACAGUUCAAGACUAUGUCAAAGACCAGAGCAAGUAUGAGAUGCUAAGCCCUACAGAAUUGCUCCAGCAAGCCACAUCUGGCCUAGCUCAUCUCCACUCUUUAAAUAUAGUGCAUCGUGAUGUGAAGCCACACAAUGUCCUAAUUUCCAUGCCAGAUAAAUUUGGAAAGAUCAAAGCAAUGAUUUCAGACUUUGGUCUCUGUAAGAAGCUAGCCGCCGGUCGCCAUUCCUUCUCAAGGAGGUCAGGAGUUGCUGGGACAGAAGGUUGGAUAGCACCAGAGAUGUUAACUGGAACCGAUAGAACUACAACUAGAGUAGAUAUAUUCUCCCUAGGCUGUGUCUUCUAUUAUGUCCUCUCCAAAGGAAAGCAUCUGUUUGGAGAGUCUAUACAUCGCCAAGCUAACAUUCUGUCUGGCACUUACAAUCUAGAUCAUCUAAAUGCAGAUGACUAUGUUUCUAAGGAGCUCAUUAGUAAGAUGGUGUAUCCAGAGUGCAGUAAAAGGCCACAAGCAAAUGCCAUUCUUCAACACCCAUUCUUUUGGAGUGAAGAUAAACAAUUAAGAUUCUUCCAGGAUGUUAGUGAUAGAAUAGAAAAGGAAUCUGUUGACUGCCCGUUAUUAGUCUGUCUCGAAUCAAAUACAUCAGUAGUUUUAAAAGGUGACUGGAGGCAGAAUAUAACAGUUGAAUUACAAACAGACCUUCGCAAGUUCAGGUCAUAUAAAGGGACGUCCAUCCGGGAUUUACUACGUGCAAUGCGAAAUAAGAAACAUCAUUACAGGGAACUACCUGAAGAGGUAAAAGAGACAUUGGGUACCAUACCAGACCAAUUUGUGCAGUAUUUUACGUCACGAUUCCCACGACUACUCCUGCACGUGUACCGUGUAAUGGAGAUAUGCCGCUUUGAGAGCAUCUUCCAGAAAUACUACUUCCUAGGAGGUCAAAUAAAUGGGCCGUGCAGCUGAUCGGGCCACGUUGUUCUUAUAGGGACCGCACUAUGCAGAUGAGAGGCACGCUGUGCGAUGGCAUCCGUGCUAUUUAGACAAUGACUAAAAUGUGUGUGAGAGGACCAUGCCAUUCGGAUGAGAACCACACUGUGCGAUGGCAUCAUCCAUUCUAUUUAGACCAAAUUGUCCAUGUUGGGGCCACGACAGUGCAAUGUCGAUGAGGACCAGACUAUACUUAAAUACAAGUUUCCUUUUAGGUACGUAGGUUGUACUGCCCUCUAGGGUUAACAGUAAUGAAGCAUCAUACAUGCUAUUUAGACAGUGACCAAACUGUGCAUGAGAGGGUGAUGGCAAUGCAAUAUCGAUGAGGACCAGACUGUGCUUAAAAACAAGUGAACUUAGCUGAGUAUGGAUAUACUGCCCUCUGGUGUUAAAAGUAAUGAAGGAGCUCUACUAUGAUUAAUAGAUUUUGAGAUGUCUAUAGUAUUAACAAGCUAUUGUAAUGAUACUCCUGAGCAUCUAUAUAAUGUAUUCUAUACCUCAUACAUAGAUUCUAAUCUGGCAAUAAAAAGUACUAUUCCCCUGAAAAAUAGUACUUUUUAGACCGAUCGCGAUGUGCAAAAUCUAGGCAAACUUAACAUCGCGCUGCUGACGGUAAAGGGGACUGCGACCUCUACGACGAGAUUGGCUCUUGACCGCAUCACAGAUCAGCGAGUAAAUGAUAAACAAAUAUGGAGGCUGGUCGGUUCGAGAUGAAGGACCAGCCUAGGCCUUUGCCAUUACUGCUUGAAGCCGAUAGCAAAAGCACCAAAAGAAAAAUUAAAUUAAAUAUGUCUUGUCAAAAUUCAACAAAUAUUGCAAGACGAUGGGUGCUGUUGAAAUUGAGGAAAUAAGCAAAGAACAGCUAGACACACUCUUUGAUCGACUAGCUAGAAGUAGUAGAGUAGGCCUAGGCCUAGCUAGGCCUCUAAUACUAGGCUAGGAAGUAAGUACUUUUUUAGGCCUCGUAGAAUCUAUGUAUGAUGUAUGUAAAACAAAUUUUGACUGCUCUAGAUUCGGGGAACGGUGAUAGAUUAGAUUUCACCAUUUCCCGAAUCUAGAGCAGUCAAUAUUUGUAUAUAUAUUGACCCCUUAUCUAGAGCUUGUUUUAGUGCACCAUUUUGGGAUUUUAAAUGUAGAUUAAAAUAAGUAAACAAUGCAUAAGCAAAAAUAAAUAUUGUGACAAAAUCAUAGUUUACAUUGAUGAUUACAGCUGCAUUGUAUUUUGCUGUAUCAUGGCAAGUGAUCAACAAACUAUGCACAUUGAUGGGGGUCAUUGUUGUUUUACAAAAUAAAUGUUCCAAAUUAUCAUAGAGUCUAUAUGUCUAUGUCUACAUACCAAAACCAGCGUACUCUCACUAAUUGUUAAACCGAGUAAUUAGCAUAAUAACAGAGAAGCUGUAAUAUUUUUACUAAUAACUAAUAAUAAGUCAAUACUAGUAUUUAAUUGACCCAUCAUUUAUAAUGUGGAGAAUAAGAAUUAUUAAAAAGUCAAUUUUCAAUUAAAUUUUCGGGCACUGAUGCUGGCUUUGGGAGGGUAAGCCAUAUAUUAAGAGACAGAAUUGGCUCCACCAAAAUAUUUUGGUAGACUACUAGUGGGUCAUACUAUAAGUAAUCUAUGUUUUGCUGAGUAUAAUGCUGAUUGUCUUCUCUAUUAUUUAAUCUUCUAAAAUUGAACUUUACUAUUUAAAUACUAUGAUAUAUUUUUGACUAAUUGUUUGAUUUUUAUAGCCAUUUUCAAUUGUAUAUAAGUAUGUUAAGCAAUUUUUAAACAUGUUUCUGCAUGUCAGGCUAAAAUAUAGUCUGAUGAUUUGAUUAUUAAUUGGUGAAUUUUGAAAUACUGCGUGAAAAAUUUGGAUGUGCAAUGAGCAAUUGAAAAGUGAAUGAGCAAUCAAUUUCACAUUCACUCGAUAGAAAUCAUUUUACUUCUCAUUUCCUUGUUCUGCUUUUUCAAACUGAUGACGACUUUCCAAAAUGAUCCCUUACCAGUGAAAGGGAUUACUAAAAAAAUCUGAAACAUAGAGUUCAUCAUUAUUUGGGGGAUCUUCUCAGAUUUCUACAACAUUGACGAUUUAAAUGAAGUUCCAUACUCUGUAGUGUAAUAUUUCAGUGAGCUGUAAUAUCAUAUAAUACACGGCGUAGUGAAUAUUUUGAUCUCAAAAUCUGUCCAUUCAAGUACUUAAAUUAUGUGCUUAAUUAAAUUCCAGUAUAAAUGUAAGACCGGUGGCAAUUUACAUUAUCAUUUACUUUAUGUUACCUAGUCACAUAGAUUUUAAUGCUAUGAUUUGGGAGUGGUUGCUCUUCCCAAUAUCAUGGGUAGGGGGCCAGGGAACCCAGAACAUAUCUGCCUGUUUUUAAUACUAAAACUAAACUAAACUAAAUUCAUGAGUUUCAUUUUAAAUGUUUGGCAACGAAGUUUUGUUUACAAAAUAUAUUAUUUUCUGUGCAAUAGAUGUGUCACAGUAGUGUUCCUAUAUGAAUAAGUACUUACUAAAGCUAGACAACAUUUUAUGAGAGUCUACACAAUUUUUGUUUCAGUUAUUAAAUUGGUUUUGAUAAACUGAUUACAAACUGUCUACUCGGUAGGUGCUGACUCUAAUUAAAGUUUAUUGUAAAUUUGAUAACACAGAAGCAUGUGAAAGAGUAUUUUUAUAUAUCUAUUAUAUUUUUAGUAAAGGCAGUAUCAGAUAUUUGUAUUGUACAAAUUAAAUAUUUGUAUUGUCAUUCUCAACAUGUAAUGUUUGGACUAUAGUAGGCACAUGCUGGGUCUGACCGUUUUCCGGCAAAUCCAUCCCUGCGCUCUGUGAGUUGAAACUAUCCUUUACACGUACCAUGUGUUGUGGUACCCAAUGAAGUAGCACAGACGAACCUUUGCCCAUGCAAUGUCCUACUGGCAUUUUUAGUGUGCAAGUAUAGUGCAGAGUCGCAUUGAUGUUCGGCACAAUUUAUGCCCUUAUUUGGGCAUCAAAUCAAACGUUGAGAUUUGCAGGCAGAAAUCAAAUGUGUAUAAAGCUCUGUCCACACUAUCCAAUUUUCUGUUGUAUGCCCAUAUAUGGUAAUGAUGUGCCUAUAUUUGGUCAUGGUGUGAUGCAGUCUAGUUCUAACAGGAGAGCAACUUAAAUAUUGUCUCAAUGUGUUUGCUACAUGCAUAUGGAUGUAUGUAAUGUCAGUGGCGUAUCCAUGGGGUGUGCAUGCCCCUCCAAAAAUGACUCGCCUCGCACCCCCUUCCCAAAAAAAAAUCACAUUAUUUUGAGAGUUUAGCAAAACUGAUCACUAAGCCCCCCACUUUAAGACUUCUAGAUACGCCACUGAUGUAUAUAUGUAUUAUAUAAGAUAGUAUUUAAUGACCAAUCUUUAGCUUAGACAAAUCUCAUUUCAAAAGCCUACUCUGUAAGCACUCACCAUGAACAUUCCAUAUUUGUGGAAUAUAAUUUCAUAAUCAUGUUGUUGAAAUCUGCCUUUUUAUAUCCACAAUUAAGCUAUGUUUAUUGAGGUUUUUUUUUUAAUUCCUGCAUUAUAAUUAUAAUGAAAUUAAUUUAUUUAAAUAUUUUGAAACUUUCUCAUGUAUAUCACAAAUUUGUCUACAAGGAAAUGCUGGUGUGAGGUCUGGUACAACUAUUUGAUAUAUUUAAUGUAUAUAUUCCAUUAUACCUGAAGCAUCUUGCCGAGGUUUUCUAUGGACUAAAUAAAUGAUCCAAAUAUAGAA
Messenger RNA from Anneissia japonica, 6399 nucleotides. Its product is annotated as serine/threonine-protein kinase/endoribonuclease ire-1-like. Gene Ontology annotation, cellular component: IRE1-TRAF2-ASK1 complex. NCBI's taxonomy places the organism in Eukaryota, Metazoa, Echinodermata, Crinoidea, Comatulida, Comatulidae. The record is from RefSeq and is a predicted model, not a curated record. Gene Ontology annotation, biological process: intrinsic apoptotic signaling pathway in response to endoplasmic reticulum stress; IRE1-mediated unfolded protein response; protein phosphorylation. Gene Ontology annotation, molecular function: protein serine/threonine kinase activity; RNA endonuclease activity; ATP binding.